GAGGGCUCCCGGCUCUCCUGUCUCUUCCUCUCACUUUGGCCUCAGCACACGUGGGUGUAUUUUGCAUGUGAUACUGUACAUGCCCCUCUCUCUCUGUCUCUGUCUCUGUCUGUCACGCACUAGAACCGCAUCUGCUUACUGGGGAUCCCUCCUUGGUCCGUGCGUUUUGUGGCUGAUUUUGUGGAAGAGAAAUGUAAAGUACAAAACAUUGUAUGCAUGAAGAGCCUUGAGCUGGACAGAAGGGUAUUCUGUGAAGACUGAAAUAAUAGAAGCCAUACAGGAAAGCCAAGUUUAUAACCUUUUAUGCAUCACCGGGAGAAAAGUUCUCCGCUACCGGCAUCAAGAUGAACUGUCAGUGGAGGAUACGGAAUCUCCACCAGAUACAAUUAAGUUUGAUUUCUGCCCGUUGCCUGUCCUGGGAGAAGAGGAACAUGGAGCGCUAGAAGGAGCUUCUGUAGAAAGGUGCAACCAACUGAAGGGUUUGCAUCCAAAUGAAGGGACGGAAGCUGAGUUUCAGUUUUAAUUGCUGGUUACCAUUGAUUUAUAGGACCAGAUAACAUUUACCCAGACCCCCCCACCCAGGAUAACCUCAUGCUCCCUUAGCAAGGCUGGUAUCGUAAAUUUUGUCUGUACUGGGGAUCUCCUCUACAUUGGCUGUACUAUGAUGGAGACUCAGCCCACAUCACUUCCACAUGUGCUGCCCCAAGAUGUAUAUGAAUUCUGUGAUGACCGAAAGUCCUUGGGGAGAUUAAGAGUCUCUGAGAUGCCAGCAGAGUCGAAUGGUGAUGGUGGUGGCAGCAAAGGUGACGGCGCAGCUGUCGUUGCCAAAGAAGUUCCAGAGCAAUCCAAUAAAAAAAGGAAGCGUUGUGGGGUCUGUGUGCCAUGCCUGAGAAAGGAACCAUGUGGAGCCUGUUACAACUGUGUGAACCGGAGUACCAGCCACCAGAUAUGUAAGAUGCGGAAAUGCGAGCAGCUCAAAAAGAAAAGAGUGGUCCCCCUGAAAGGAGUGGAGGCUGUAAAUAAGGACGACUCCAAGAAUCAGGCAAAAGAACAAGUGCCCAAUGUGAAGAACUGUUCUGAAAGCAUUUUAGUUGAUGGACCCAAAACAGACCAAAUGGAAGCAGGGCCAGUUAACCAUGUUCAAGAAGGAAGGUUGAAGAAGGAAUGUGACUCUACCCUUCCAAGCAAGGCAUGUGAGGAUCUAGCAAAUCAAUUAUUAAUGGAAGCAAAUUCUUGGCUAAGCAAUACAGCUGCUCCUCAGGAUCCCUGCAACAAGCUCAACUGGGAUAAACCCACCAUUCCCAACCAUACUGCUGCUACUAAUAAUUCAAACCUAGAAGAUGCCAAAAACCUAGUUGCAUUCUCUGCUGUGGCUGAGGCUAUGUCUAACUAUGGCAUGCCUGCAUCAGGGACCCCCUCUUCGGUAUCAAUGCAGCUAUAUGAAAAGUUUAAUUAUGAGACAAACCGAGACAGCUCUGGGCACCCAGAAGGCAAUGCUCCAUCAUGUCCUGAAGACCUAAACACUCUUAAAACAGCACUUGCACUUGCAAAGCAUGGCGUGAAACCACCUAACUGUAACUGUGAUGGCCCUGAGUGUCCUGACUAUCUUGAAUGGUUGGAAAAUAAAAUAAAAUCUUCACAGAAAGAUUCUCAGGAGAGCUCAUUCCCCGGUCUGGGUCAGGUCAGUAAAGAGCUGGUGCAGAAAUCCUACCCUAAAGAAGAGGUGCUAAAUCUAGAAAAUAAAAAUUUGUGUCCUUCAGGCAACCUUCCAUUUUCUCAGAAUGCACUGAGUCUUGCUAAAGAAAAGAAUAUAAGCCUGCAAACUGCCAUUGCCAUUGAAGCUCUUACACAACUAUCAUCUGCACUUCCACAGACAAACAAUGAAUGCCCCAAUUCUUCUUCCCAACCCUUAAUAAACACUUGUGAUCAGUUAACUCAUUUCCCCACUGCUAAAGGCAACCAGUUACCAAUAUUUCCAAUGGCCUGCAAUGAACUGUUCCAGAAUCAGCAGUCCCAAUUGUACACUGGCAAAAAUGCACUUCCUGUGCCCCAAUCUCCAAGGCAAACCUCUUGGGAACAGAACAAGAAACCUAGUUACCAAGAAGGACAAUACAUUCCUGAGAACUUAUCUCAAAGUUCUUCUGUGUUGCCCAGUGAUGCUUCUACCCCACAAAAAACAGAAUUCCUUCAGCAGUGGAUCCAAAAUGCAGAUCUUUUAAAGUCUCCAUCUGAUCCUAUGACUGGGUUGAAGCAAUUGCUUGGGAACACAGAUGAAUACAUCAAGUCUGUGUUUAAAGGGCCAGAGGCUUUGCCCAACAAAAUAAAACAUGUGAAGACAAAACGUACCAUUAAAUCUAUAAAAAAAAAAUCGUCUGACUUUCUCAAAAUGUCACCAGAUCAACAGCUGUCUCAGCUUCUUCAAGAAAAUGACUUUCACCAUAAUGCCCAGGCUGCACUUCAGCAGCAUCUCCAUCAUAAACGUAAUCUUUUUGUGGACCCCAACACUAUGGAAGCAUGUGCCCAAGAACAGCAAAACUGGUGGGUGCCAAAAUCUCAAAAACUUCCAGUUUCCAAGACAACAGAGAAUCCUGUAAAGGAGAGGAAGAAAAGGCGACAAAGAUCUCCUUCACAAAAGCAAGUGGAACCAAAGCCGAAACCACCACGUAAGCAAGUGCAAAUAAAAAAACCCAGGAUGAAGGAAGGAAAUGCCGUCUUCAUGCCUGUGAGUCAAAUAAGCCUGGAUGCUUUUCGUGGAGCAGAAAAAGAAGAGAACCAGCUGAAAGAAAUGAAUCUUGAAAAGUCUCUUUCUAAUAACAUACAACCAGACCUACUUGAGUCCCAGUCUAUAUUGGUGACUGGAUCACAGGCAAAUAUUGAAAAUCGAAAGACUGUAAACACUCAGGAAACAUGCAAUGAAAAUCAGGCUAGCAAUGGAAAAGCCAGUAACUUUGCACUUUGUGUUAAUCAGGCCAAUUCUCUUGGUGCAAAAGAUUCAUGCCCAACACCUUCCACAGAUGAUGCCAGCUCCAGCUCUGGACAAGGUGAUUCCGCCAACCAGCACACAAAUGUGGGUGAUGUUCCUGGGCAAAAUGACCUCAGCUGCCUUGAUGACAAGUUUGAAGAUCUAUUAAGGCAGUUUGAAGCUGAGUUUGGGGAGGAUUUCUCUCUCCCAGGUUCUGAGGCCCCAUCUCAGAAUGGUGUAGGACCACCAAAACAACAAAUAUCAGGAGAUCCACAGUUUAAAAUGCCCUUUCCUUCCCAGUUGUUACCAUCUGAGAAUUCCACAAGGCCUGAUGCCCAUUCGAAUCCCGCACUUUCAAAUAAUCCUAUAUCACACAAUGUGUCUCAUAACUUAGAUAGUCUGUUCUCAUCAAAGUCUCCUAAGAAGAUAAAAAUCGAAUCUUCUGGUGCUAUAACAGUGGUAUCUACCACAUGUUUCUACUCAGAGGAAAACCAACAUCUUGAUGGAACUCCUACAAAAAGUGAUCUGCCUUUCAAUCCUACUCUAAGUGGGUUUUUGGAAUCUCCACUCAAAUAUCUGACUUCUCCAACCAAGAGCUUAAUAGAUACACCAGCUAAAAUGGCUCAGGCAGAAUUUCCAACAUGCGACUGUGUUGAACAAAUUAAUGAAAAGGAUGAAGGCCCCUACUAUACACAUCUGGGUUCUGGACCAACAGUGGCUUCUAUCAGAGAGCUAAUGGAAGACCGGUUUGGAGAGAAAGGGGAGGCAAUCCGCAUUGAAAAAGUGAUUUAUACAGGAAAGGAAGGAAAAAGCUCAAGGGGCUGUCCUAUUGCAAAAUGGGUUAUACGUCGGCAGAGUGAGGAUGAGAAGUUAAUGUGCCUGGUCCGGCAACGGGCAGGCCACCACUGUGAAAAUGCAGUCAUCAUUAUCUUAAUUAUGGCAUGGGAAGGAAUUCCUCGCGCUCUAGGAGAUUCUCUGUACAGUGACAUCACCGAGACGAUCACCAAAUAUGGAAAUCCAACAUCACGGAGAUGUGGCCUGAAUGAUGACCGAACCUGUGCAUGCCAAGGCAAGGACCCAAAUACCUGUGGUGCCUCUUUCUCCUUUGGGUGCUCAUGGAGCAUGUACUUCAAUGGUUGCAAAUAUGCUCGAAGUAAGACCCCCAGGAAGUUCCGACUCAUAGGAGACAAUCCCAAGGAGGAAGAAUUCCUGAAUGACAACUUUCAGGAUCUAGCUACGAAGGUUGCGCCAGUAUACCAGAUGCUUGCUCCUCAGUCUUAUGAAAAUCAGGUUAACAAUGAGGAAGUUGCAAUAGACUGUCGGCUAGGUCUCAAGGAGGGACGACCUUUCUCUGGGGUGACUGCAUGCAUGGAUUUCUGUGCCCAUGCACACAAAGACCAGCACAAUCUAUACAAUGGCUGCACUGUGGUUUGCACUCUAACAAAGGAGGAUAACCGUACAAUUGGCAGGAUUCCUGAGGAUGAGCAGCUCCAUGUACUUCCACUUUACAAAGUUUCCUCAACUGAUGAAUUUGGGAGUGAGGAUGGUCAAGCUGAAAAGAUAAGGAAAGGAGGAAUCCAAGUGUUGGCCUCAUUUCCCCGGGAGGUGCGCAAGCUUUCAGAACCAGCCAAGUCUUGCAGGCAGCGACAGCUAGAUGCCAAGAAGGCUGCAGCCGAAAAGAAGAAACUUCAGAAGGAGAAACUGGUCUCUCCAGAUAAGACCAAGCAGGAGCCAGCAGACACAAAGAUGUGCCAGCAAAACCCAGGUGUUCCUCAGCAACAGACAAAGCCUUGUGUAAAAGUGGAGCCAUCUAAUCACUACAAUACCUAUAAGUACAAUGGAAAUGGAGUUGUGGAGAGCUACUCUGUGUUGGGCAGCUGCAGGCCUUCUGACCCGUACAGCAUGAACAGUGUUUACUCCUAUCAUUCUUUCUAUGCACAACCUAACCUGCCUUCCGUGAAUGGCUUUCAUUCAAAAUUUGCUCUUCCUCCCUUUGGAUUUUAUGGCUUUCCUAACAAUCCUGUGGUUCCCAACCAGUUCAUGAAUUAUGGUACAAGUGAUGCAAGAAACAGUGGAUGGAUGAAUAAUUCUUUUGAGAAAAAGCCAGAUGUUCAGUCAUUGGCAGAUGGAAUGAAUCAAAGUUAUGGGAGUGAGUUACCGGAGCAGAGUUACAGAAGAUCAAGUGAGGUGCCACACCACUAUAGCCUCCAGAAUCCCAACAGUCAAAAGUCAUUUAAUAUUUCUCACCGGACUACUCCUUCACCUAUGGAAACCACUCCAUAUUCUAAUCUUCCCUGUUAUAAUAAAGUAAUUAAAAAGGAGCCAGUUUGUGAUCCUCUUGUAGAUCCUUUCCAGAGAGCAAAUAGUGUACAUUCGCAGAGCCCAGGAGUAAAUCACUCAUUACAGACCAGUGAUCUGCCGUUCAAAGCUAACGGUGCUCUACCAUCAUCAGGAAGAUCUAAUGCAGAAGGUCCUUGCAGUAUGUCUUUGCCCAAUGAUAAAAGUGGUCUAGAAAAGAGAGAUUAUUUUGGAGUUCACUCAAAUGUCCCUGCUCUGAAGGACAAACAGUGGACUCCCUAUGGAACUGACGUUCCAGUGGGACAACGUGAUUCACUUGACGCACAGUCUCCAGGAAAAGUAUGGAGCUCAUGCAAGCUAAGUGACAGUCCUGCUGUCUUGCCCUCCUUUGCAAGUACACAGACUAAGAACUGGAAUGGUAGACAGGCCAGUCUUAAUCAGGGACUGAAGGAGCCUAUGCCGUUCCAAGAAAAGCUCUGGAAUUCAGUUGCUGCCAGUGACAGGUGCAGCGUCACGCCCAGCGACAGAAGUAGCGUCACCCCCUGUGCUGAGCUUCAGGACAAGAACUGGGCAUCCUUUCCUAAUCCAGUAGGAAACUCUUUGAAGACUGAAUCCAGCCAGAACCACUGGGAUCCAUAUAGUCUAGAUGAUAAUAUGGAUGAUGGCCAAUCAAAGAGUGUAAAAGAGGAGGAGGAUGAAGAGGAGAUCUGGUCUGAUAGUGAGCACAACUUUCUGGAUAAGAAUAUUGGUGGUGUGGCUGUAGCCCCAGGACAUGGCUCCAUCUUAAUUGAAUGUGCAAGGAGAGAGCUUCAUGCUACCACUCCACUGAAAAAACCAAACAGGUGUCAUCCAGCACGAAUCUCUCUUGUAUUCUACCAACACAAGAACUUAAACCAACCCAACCAUGGAUUGGCACUUUGGGAGGCCAAAAUGAAGCUGUUGGCAGAAAGGGCACGAGUAAAGGAGGAAGAGGCUGCCAGGCUAGGUAUCAAACAGGAAGUAAAAAGUUUGGGUAAAAAGAGGAAGUGGGGUGGUGCUGCCACUACAGAAACCCCACCAGUUGAGAAGAAAGACUUCAUCCCAACCCGACAGGCAACUACUAUUUUAACAGAUUCUGCUACCACUGCAUUCUCCUAUGCCUAUACCAAGGUUACAGGACCAUACAGUCGCUUUAUAUGAGAUUAAAUCAGCUACUCUUGUGGCAAUUGUACCUCAGCUAAUCCACGGCACUGUAAUACAUGGUGCUACUUUAUGGUGCUUUUCACUUGUGUGCCGUCUGGAAAUUCCGACCAUGUGCACACCUCCCAGGACUCUCAGCAAGAGAACUUUUACUGUAUAAUUUGUUUAAUCAUUAAUCUUAAAAAGAUUUAUAUUUCUCAAUUUUUUUUUAAAAAAACAUAAUGUUGUAUAUCAGAUGACAGGAAGAAAACCGAGAAAAAAAAAAUCACAGCAUCUUUUUAUGACACAAGCUCCCCACACUCUCAAAGAUUUUUAACUGCAUUUGAACAUUUAUUUAUUCAAUGUUUCAAAAUAAUGAUGGUGCAGAAUUUCUAGCUUGAGGAAUGUCUCAUUUUAAGCUAAACAAGAAUCAUGAUCGAUGGCCAAAAAGAAACCUCAAACGUAAUUCUGGAAACUUUGCUAAAAUGUCAAUUGUAUAGUAUUUUUGGCAGCAGGCUAGAUACAGUAUCCCUUUUGAAAUUCUAAUGUACUUUCCAGUUCUCACUAUUUAUUACUGCAAAAGUCUGCUUUGACCACUUUUUAAAUGUAUUUUCUAAAUAAUCUGCAGUCUACAACCGCAAAAAUACAAGGAUUUCUGGAAA
Messenger RNA from Xenopus laevis (African clawed frog), 7080 nucleotides. It is a transcript of the gene tet3.S, whose product is annotated as tet methylcytosine dioxygenase 3 S homeolog. The coding region runs from base 662 to 6439 and encodes 1925 amino acids. The transcript is spliced from 12 exons. Gene Ontology annotation, cellular component: nucleus; chromosome. Gene Ontology annotation, molecular function: 2-oxoglutarate-dependent dioxygenase activity; zinc ion binding; DNA 5-methylcytosine dioxygenase activity. Gene Ontology annotation, biological process: epigenetic regulation of gene expression; positive regulation of transcription by RNA polymerase II; chromosomal 5-methylcytosine DNA demethylation pathway. Lineage: Eukaryota; Metazoa; Chordata; Amphibia; Anura; Pipidae. The record is from RefSeq and is a predicted model, not a curated record.